Molecule: messenger RNA, 1690 nt
Organism: Pan troglodytes (chimpanzee)
Lineage: Eukaryota; Metazoa; Chordata; Mammalia; Primates; Hominidae
Gene: RFC2
Product: replication factor C subunit 2
Exons: 12
Coding region: 64-1092 (342 amino acids)
Biological process (GO): DNA repair; DNA-templated DNA replication
Cellular component (GO): DNA replication factor C complex; nucleus
Molecular function (GO): DNA binding; DNA clamp loader activity; ATP hydrolysis activity
Source: RefSeq, a predicted model, not a curated record
GCGGGGCUUGCGUGGCGGCGUCAAGGGGCGGUGCCUCGGGUGGCGGGAAGAGGAGGCGCGAGAAUGGAGGUGGAGGCCGUCUGUGGUGGCGCGGGCGAGGUGGAGGCCCAGGACCCUGACCCUGCCCCUGCCUUCAGCAAGGCCCCCGGCAGCGCCGGCCACUACGAACUGCCGUGGGUUGAAAAAUACAGGCCAGUAAAGCUGAAUGAAAUUGUCGGGAAUGAAGACACCGUGAGCAGGCUAGAGGUCUUUGCAAGGGAAGGAAAUGUGCCCAACAUCAUCAUUGCGGGCCCUCCAGGAACCGGCAAGACCACAAGCAUUCUGUGCUUGGCCCGGGCCCUGCUGGGCCCGGCACUCAAAGAUGCCAUGUUGGAACUCAAUGCUUCAAAUGACAGGGGCAUUGACGUUGUGAGGAAUAAAAUUAAAAUGUUUGCUCAACAAAAAGUCACUCUUCCCAAAGGCCGACAUAAGAUCAUCAUUCUGGAUGAAGCAGACAGCAUGACCGAUGGAGCCCAGCAAGCCUUGAGGAGAACCAUGGAAAUCUACUCUAAAACCACUCGCUUCGCCCUUGCUUGUAACGCUUCGGAUAAGAUCAUCGAGCCCAUUCAGUCCCGCUGUGCAGUCCUCCGGUACACAAAGCUGACCGACGCCCAGAUCCUCACCAGGCUGAUGAAUGUUAUCGAGAAGGAGAGGGUACCCUACACUGAUGACGGCCUAGAAGCCAUCAUCUUCACGGCCCAGGGAGACAUGAGGCAGGCGCUGAACAACCUGCAGUCCACCUUCUCAGGAUUUGGCUUCAUUAACAGUGAGAACGUGUUCAAGGUCUGUGACGAGCCCCACCCACUGCUGGUAAAGGAGAUGAUCCAGCACUGUGUGAACGCCAACAUUGACGAAGCCUACAAGAUUCUUGCUCACUUGUGGCAUCUGGGCUACUCACCAGAAGAUAUCAUUGGCAACAUCUUUCGAGUGUGUAAAACUUUCCAAAUGGCAGAAUACCUGAAACUGGAGUUUAUCAAGGAACUGCCAAACGGUUUUCCGAAGUGGCUGCAGCACGUGCAUUCCCACCAGCAUUCCGGAGGAUCCUCAACCUAGCCAUCACGUGGAGUGCUCAGUUUGGUUUUUAAGCCAUUCUAAUAGGAAAUUGGAUACACUCACAUGAAAAUAGCGGAAGGAGUGAACUCCCUUUUGCAGAUGGCAGGCCUCCUGGCAAGGCUGUGUCAGAAGACAAUGGCCCCGGUGGCCAGUUAGAGCAGAGACUUCACUGACUGACUUACAGGUGCCCUAUUCUGAGGUACAGGAGCCGCGGCUUUCUGAUGGGGGAAAAUGCCGCCUUAGGCUGCAGCCAGCAUGACUGUCCUUUAAACUCCAGUGGCUGGCCAGGCGCGGUGGCUCACGCCUGUAAUCCCAACACUUUGGGAGGCCGAGGCAGGUGGAUCACCUGAGGUCAGAAGUUCAAGACCAGCCUGGCCAACAUGGGGAAACCCUGUCUUUACUAAAAAUAUAAAAAUUAGCUGGGUGUGGUGGCGGGCACCUGUAAUCCCAGCUACUCGGGAGGCUGUGGCAGGAGAAUCGCUUGAACCCAGGAGGUGGAGGUUGCAGUGAGCCAAGAUCACACCAUUGCACUCCAGCCUGGGCGACAGAGACUCCAUCUGGGGAAGAAAAUUAAAUAAAUAAACUCCCGUGGCUUGCA